Messenger RNA from Lichtheimia ornata, 1461 nucleotides. RefSeq lists its product as uncharacterized. The record is from RefSeq and is a predicted model, not a curated record. Gene Ontology annotation, cellular component: catalytic step 2 spliceosome; precatalytic spliceosome; Prp19 complex. Gene Ontology annotation, molecular function: protein binding. The transcript is spliced from 5 exons. Gene Ontology annotation, biological process: mRNA splicing, via spliceosome. Bases 1 to 1461 code for a protein of 486 amino acids. Lineage: Eukaryota; Fungi; Mucoromycota; Mucoromycetes; Mucorales; Lichtheimiaceae.
AUGGUAGCAGCAGCAGUACCAGCAAAACGAGCUGCCGACACAACACAAGAUGUGGAAAUGGAGAAUGCACCAACUACACCAGAGAACAACAUCGAUGCCUUGUUGACGGGAUCAGCCAAAAAGACCAGACUUUUAUUCGGCAACACUUAUGGCCAAGCUGCCAUGGAUGAGACCAACAGCCAACGCAUCAAAUUGACUAGCAAGAUCCACGAUGAAUAUGACAGUGUACGCACGUUACCCGAGGUGCUGAUCAAGCAACAAAAGGAAGCACAAAAAGCGAGACAAGCAAAAAAGACGACUAUCGAGGAAGUACCAGAAGAAGAAGGUGGCAGUUCAGCAGUUAAACAGCUUAUCGAUACGAUUCCAGAGAAGAAGGCAACGGCAACAGAUGAGAAGACCAAUAUGGGUAUUGUUGCAUUGAGAUCCAAGGACACAGUAUCUGAAAUCUUUGGUGAUGCGCCUGGUGGUGGUGGCUCACUUGUGCGUCGUGCACGUGCAAAGACAAUUCGACCCGUAUGGCAUGCACCAUGGAAGUUGAUGCGAGUGAUCAGUGGACAUUUGGGAUGGGUGCGUGCUGUGACAGUGGAACCUGGCAACAAAUGGUUUGCAACCGGUGCUGGUGAUCGUACAAUCAAGAUCUGGGAUCUUGCAUCAGGCACACUCAAGUUAUCGCUUACGGGUCAUAUUAGCACAGUGCGUGGUCUCGCUGUGUCUCCACGACACCCAUACUUAUUUUCAUGCGGUGAAGACAAGAUGGUCAAAUGCUGGGAUUUGGAACAAAAUAAGGUCAUUCGUCAAUACCAUGGUCAUUUGUCGGGCGUCUAUUCUUUGAGUUUGCAUCCUACACUCGAUGUCCUUGUCACUAGUGGUCGUGAUGCUACUGCAAGAGUUUGGGAUAUGCGAACAAAGCAAAACGUGCACGUGUUGACUGGACAUACGAGCACAGUAUCCACAGUGCAAUGUCAAGAAGCUGAUCCACAAGUGAUUACUGGUUCUAUGGAUUCGACGAUUCGAUUAUGGGAUUUGGCAGCAGGCAAGACGAUGGGCGUGCUUACACAUCACAAAAAGAGCGUACGAUCGAUUGCCAUUCAUCCUACCGAGUUUGGUUUUGUAUCUGGAAGUGCGGACAAUAUCAAGGGAUGGAAAUGUCCUGAAGGCACCUUUAUUCAAAACUACGAGGGCCGUAAAUCGAUCAUCAAUACAUUAUCGGUGAACCAAGAUGGUGUUAUCUUUUCUGGUGGUGACAAUGGCUCGCUUGGAUUUCAUGAUUGGAGAUCAGGAUAUCAAUUUCAAUCUAUGGAUACAACAGUACAACCUGGUUCAUUGGAUGCAGAAGCUGGUAUCUUUGCCAGUUCAUUUGAUCGGACGGGAUUGCGACUUAUCACUGGUGAAGCUGACAAGACCAUCAAGAUAUACAAAGAAGAUGAGAAUGCUGUCAAAGAUGAAGACUUUUACCAAUGA